AUGUCCACAACAGAAUCCAAGUCAAUUUUCUCCAGAAUUAUUUCAUACAUUACCUCAUGGUUUAUGUAUAUUGUUCAAGCAAUUUAUUCUCUCUACAAGGAUGAAUUAGAAAGACAGUCACGAGACGAAACUGACUAUAAAAAGUGGAAACUCUACGAAGAAAUACAAAGAAACCAAGAACAACCUCAACAAUAUGAUGAAGAAAGUGUUCUCGGAGGAACUUGUCCUUCUACAAGCACAGUUUCCAUACAAGAACUAAAAUCAUCUUCGGAGAAGGAAGACGAAACUACAAAGAUAGCAAUUGAAGAAGAUAAGAAGACUACCACUUCUCCUAUUAAACAAGAAAUUCCUGUCACUUCCUCUGUUACAGAAAAGGUUGUAGAGAAGGAAGAAUCUCCAAUGGUUGUCAUCAUCAAACCUAAAGUUGUCAUCAGUGAGCCAACACCAAUUGUUGAAAAGAAACCAGUAGAACAAGAUAACAAACCUGUCAUCACCAAACCAAUCAAUCCAAUUAUUGAAGAAACAAAGAAGAUUCCAAAUGAAACUGUCAUCCAAUCAUCACCUCCUAAACCUGUCAAAGAGCCAGUUGCUGCCACAACUAAAAUUACUCCAAAAUCGACAAGUAAUAGUACUAACAAUGUUGCCACUCAACCAACAACUACUGCAACACCAGAAAAGCAAUCAAAACCUGCUGAAAUUUCAGGACUCAUUGGAGAACGUUUAAAGAUGAAGAAGUUUAGAAACUUUUCUGGAAAUGCAUACAAUUCCUUAAUCAAACCAAGUAGUAAGGAAGAUGCAAACAAUAAGAAGGAAGUUACAUCUAGUACUAUCACUACUCCAGUCGCUUCAACUCAAGAGGUAAUUCAACAAUCUAAUAACCAACUCAUUCAAAGAAAGUUGAGUUCCAAACCAAAGAAGGUUUCAAGACGUCCUUCUCAACAAACCAUCAAGCAUUCAGAUAUUUUGGCAAAAUUAGAAGAAGAAGCAACUAUUGACUUGCCAGAUGUUGAAAAAUUCAAAGAAUUGGAAGAAUUUUCUCAAUUGGAAAAGAAGGUUGGUCUCGAAAAUGCAAUCAAACAAACGAAGGAAAAGAAGAGUACAACUGCUCCACCACCUCCACCUCUUUCUCAAGUUGUAAAUGUAAAUACUAAUGAUGCCUCUCCAUCCAAAACAAAGAGUGCUAAGGUCACACUUGAUGCCAUCUUGAAUGCCAAGGGUUCACUCAGAAAAACCACUGAAGAAUGGAAGUGA
Molecule: messenger RNA, 1251 nt
Organism: Naegleria gruberi
Lineage: Eukaryota; Heterolobosea; Eutetramitea; Acrasida; Naegleriidae
Exons: 1
Coding region: 1-1251 (416 amino acids)
Source: RefSeq, a predicted model, not a curated record